AUGCCGAAAAACGCGCGAGUGAUACUGUGCAAUGGACCUUAUGAAUCCAAUGGAGUGGUUGCGCACAGGAACUUCCGCCUGCAGGGUCUCCUGGCCGCUCUGACAGUGCACGAGCACCAGUGCGUCUUGGAAGACACGUGGGAGUGGAACAUGGUGAAGCUCGUGGUCAACGGGCAGGUGGUCUUCAGCUGUAAUACAAAGCAGCUCGAGUUUG
Messenger RNA from Notothenia coriiceps (black rockcod), 214 nucleotides. It is a transcript of the gene cunh10orf53, whose product is annotated as chromosome unknown C10orf53 homolog. The record is from RefSeq and is a predicted model, not a curated record. The annotation marks the transcript as partial. Lineage: Eukaryota; Metazoa; Chordata; Actinopteri; Perciformes; Nototheniidae. The transcript is spliced from 2 exons.